UGCAGAUGAAUGAUUUGUGUUUCCUCUCCAGGUGAAAGUGGAUGUGAGUUGAGCAGCAUGAGUCAGUGUGAGGACAGAGAGGAGGGAGUCCCUCCCUCUAAAAGCACUCUGUGUGGGGAACAUGACAGCCAGACCAAAGCUCAGAGCCCAGAGCAGCAGCAGGGACCAGACUCUGCUGGACCUGGACCUGGACCUGAGCCCAGCUGUGUGUCCUUCAAGAGUGACCGGUCAAUGGGUCGACUUAAUGAAUUUAAGCGAGGACGUGUAUCUGACAGACACCCAGAGCAGCAGCAGGGACCAGACUCUGCUGGACCUGGACCUGGACCUGGACCUGGACCUGGACCUGAGCCCAGCUGUGUGUCCUUCAAGAGUGACCGGUCAAUGGGUCGACUUAAUGAAUUUAAGCGAGGACGUGAAUCUGACAGACAAGUCCACCAGCAGAGCUCAGAGGUUCCCAGUGGUCAGUCUGCCCAGCAGCAUCAAACACACCUGGACUCCAUAUUUAUGCUUCUGGAGGAGAACAUUGUCACUUUUGUCAAGAAUGAACUAAAGAAGAUCCAGAAUGUCCUGAGUUUAGAUUACCCAGAAUGCUUAGAGAGUCAGAGGGAGGAUGAGGAGGUGUUGGAGGGUGAGGAUGAAGAGCUGAGGAGGAGCAGCAGAGAGGCAUUUCUGAAGAUCACACAGCACUUCCUGAGGAGAAUGAAGCAGGAGGAGCUGGCUGAGCGUCUGCAGAGCAACACGUUUGCUCCAGUUUGUUUCCAGCAUAAACUAAAAUCCAACCUGAAGAAGAAGUUCCAGUGUGUGUUUGAGGGGAUUGCUAAAGCAGGAAACCAGACUCCUCUGAACCAGAUCUACACAGAGCUCUACAUCACAGAGGGAGGGACUGCAGAGGUCAAUGAUGAACAUGAGGUCAGACAGAUUGAAACAGCAUCCAGGAAACCAGCCAGACCAGAAACAACCAUCAGACAAGAAGACAUCUUUAAAGCCUCACCUGGAAGAGAUGAACCGAUCAGAACAGUGAUGACAAAGGGAGUGGCUGGCAUUGGGAAAACAGUCUUAACUGCUGGAGGAGAACAUUGUCACUUUUGUGAAGAACGAACUGAAGAAGUUCCAAAAGGUUCUGAGUUCAGAUUACCCAGAAUUCUUAGAGAGCAGCUGCAGAAAGGCAACCUGAUCUUCUAUGAAUCCGACCUGACAGAGUGUGGCAUCGAUAUCAGAGCAGCCUCAGUAUACUCAGGAGUGUUCACACAGAUCUUUAAAGAGGAGAGAGGGCUGUACCAGGACAAGGUGUUCUGCUUUGUCCAUCUGACCGUUCAGGAGUUUCUGGCUGCUCUUCAUGUCCAUGUGACAUUCAUCAACUAUGGUGUCAAUCUGCUGUCAGAAGAACAAACAACACAAUUCUACCAGAUUGCUGUGGACCAGGCCUUACAGAGUCCAAAUGGACACUUGGACUUGUUCCUCCGCUUCCUCGUGGGACUUUCACUGCAGACCAAUCAGACUCUUUUAAGAGGCCUGCUGACACUGACAGGACGUAGCUCACAGACCAAUCAGGAAACAGUCCAGUACAUCAACAAGAAGUUGGAGGAAAAUAUCUCUGCAGAGCAAAGCAUCAAUCUGUUCCACUGUCUGAAUGAACUGAAUGAUAGUUCUCUAGUAAAGCAGAUCCAACAGUCCAUAAAAUCAGGAAGUCUCUCCAAAGAUGAACUCUCGCCUGCUCAGUGGUCAGCUCUGGUCUUCAUCUUACUGUCAUCAGAAAAAGAUCUGGACGUGUUUGACCUGAAGAAAUACUCUGCUUCAGAGGAGGCUCUUCUGAGGCUGAUGCCAGUGGUCAAAGCCUCCAACAAAGCUCUACUGAGCAGCUGUAACCUCUCAGAGAAAAGCUGUGAAGUUCUGUCCUCAGUUCUCAGCUCCCAGUCCUCUUCUCUGAGAGAGCUGGACCUGAGUAACAACAACCUGCAAGAUUCAGGAGUGAGGCUGCUGUCUGCUGGACUGGAGAGUCCACAUUGUACCCUGGAAAUCCUCAAGCUGUCAGGCUGUCUGAUCACAGAGGAAGGCUGUGUUUCUUUGGCCUCAGCUCUAAGCUCCAACCACUCCCAUCUGAGACAACUGGACCUGAGCUACAAUUAUCCAGGAGACUCAGGAGUGAAGCUGCUGUCUGCUGGGCAGUCAUACUGGAGACUGGACACUCUCAGGGUGGAGCCUGGUGGUGUCCGAUGGUUGAGACCAGGUCUGAGAAAAUAUUCCUGUGAACUCACCCUUGACACAAACACAGUACACAAAGGGAUCAAACUGUCUGACAACAACAUAUACUAAGCAGGCUGUGCAAUCCCCGGCUGAGGAGUGGUUGGUGUUGGUGAGGACCUGUCUACUCCCGCCUACAUCCAUGCUGAUUGGAGCAGCCAAGACCGUUCACCAAUCUGCGAGCUGUGCUUGGGGCCUGCUGCUUUUAAAAGCCGUCAUGCUGCCGUGCAAAGGGAGCUGUCUGUCAUUUACUGUCUUGCCUCUGUGCUGACCAAUGCGUGCGUUUACUGAGCCUAAUGUAUUUAUAUUGUGUGCUCGUUCCAGCAGCUUCACUUUGUGGCCUGCUUGUGAUCUACUGCUAUUACUGAGAGUCAGUGUUUAUUUUGUUAAGAGUAGUCUUUGUGUUAGCUGUUUAGCUAAAGACUUUGUAACCCUGUUGCAGCGGUUUAUUUCAUUACCGAGAGUCAGUAAGGGUUUAUUUUUGUUAAGAGACACAAUUGAGUUAGUUGUGUUUAAACAGUGUGUCUGCAGAGUUGGGCUGGGGUUCAGAGUAAAUACUGACACCCACUCUACAUGUUUAGGAUCUCCCUUUGUUUAGCUCUUCAGGUUUAGGGGUGCUGCGCUACCUGUGUUUUCUUUUUGAGACAUCCAAAAUAGAGAGGUUUUGU
Molecule: messenger RNA, 2909 nt
Organism: Micropterus dolomieu (smallmouth bass)
Lineage: Eukaryota; Metazoa; Chordata; Actinopteri; Centrarchiformes; Centrarchidae
Product: NLR family CARD domain-containing protein 3-like
Exons: 12
Coding region: 10-2313 (767 amino acids)
Molecular function (GO): protein binding
Source: RefSeq, a predicted model, not a curated record